This is a messenger RNA of Ixodes scapularis (black-legged tick), 936 nucleotides long. RefSeq names its product 17-beta-hydroxysteroid dehydrogenase type 6. The record is from RefSeq and is a predicted model, not a curated record. The transcript has 5 exons. Bases 1 to 936 code for a protein of 311 amino acids. Lineage: Eukaryota; Metazoa; Arthropoda; Arachnida; Ixodida; Ixodidae.
AUGUACGCCAUACAGAAUGUGGGUGUAUAUAUAUACUUGUACCUCAUCCCGGUUUCAGGUUGCGACAGCGGUUUCGGCCAGGAGUUGGCUUUCCGCUUGGACCGUCGGGGGUUCCAGGUGUUCGCGGGCUGUCUCUUCCCGGAAGGCGAAGGAGCCCGGAAGCUGCGCGAGAACGGCUCCGCGAACGUCGUCGUCCUGCCCCUGGACGUCACCAAGGACGACCAGAUAGAGCGAGCGGUGGCCGACGUCAAGGGGAAACUGCAGGGCAGGGACCUGUGGGCCGUGGUUGCCAACGCUGGCAUCAUCUACGCGGCCGAACUCGAGUGGGGCAAGAUGGAGCCCCUGUGCAAGAUGUUCGACGUGAACGUGUUCGGCGUCGUGCGCUCCGUCAGGGCCUUCCUGCCGCUCGUCAGGAAGGCGAGGGGCAGGGUCAUCGUUAGCACCAGCCUAUGGAGCCACUACUCCGUGCCGUUCUCCGUGGGUUACUGCAUGUCGAAAUGCGCCGCACGCUUCUUCGUGGACGGACUGCGCAAGGAGAUGAAGAAGUUUGGCGUCAAGGUCAUCUCCAUUGAGCCCAACAUGUACGCGACGAACCUGACGGCCGACAACAUCCUGCUUCCGACGAUGGACAAGCAGUGGCGCGACACCCCCGAAGACGUGCGCAGAGAGUACGGCGAGGCGUACUUCGAGAAGUGUAAGGAGUGCCUCCGGAAGGGCCUCGCCGACUCCAGGACCAACGUGGACGAGGUCAUCGACGACCUGGAGCAGGCGGUGGUCGCCACGCAGCCCAAGUUCGCCUACCACCCGGACGGCUUCUGGAGGGGCCUCCAGUGGCGACUGUUGUACAUCGCGCCCCCGGCCAUGCAGGACUACGUCUUCAACUCCUUCUCUCAGCCCGCGGAGUUCAUCGCCAACCGGAGCAUUUGCAGGGGAUAG